CACUGUGUUUUGUCAAGCAGUUACAAAGCUUCCUUUGGUGAUGAUUCUUCAAGGAAGCUCCAAGCUACUGUCAACCGCCUUCAUCCUUCAACUCAGGGCUUGAAGGAAUUCAUUAAUGAAGUUAAUACUCUUGCAUCUUUGCAACAUCCAAACAUUUGUAGGUUGCUUGGAUUUCAUGCACGUGACAGCUCAGAACCGAGGAUGUUGGUGUAUGAAAGGCUACACCUUGGAAGCUUGGAUCGCUUGCUAUUUUACGGUACAUCUGAUUACCCAACUCUCGAUUGGAAUUCAAGAUUGAAAAUUGCCAUUUGUGCUGCACAAGGUCUUACUUUCUUGCAUGAUGAAGGGCCCUUCCAGGCAAUGUACAACGAAUUUUCAACAGCCAACAUACAGGUUGAAAAGGAUUUCAGUGCAAAGCUUUCAGGGUAUGGUUGCGUAGUCGGGCGAGUUUCGGAGGAAGCUAUUAGAAACAUGUCAAUGGAAACAUUCGAAAGAGGAAUACUUACCCCGAAGAGCAAUGUAUGGAGUUUUGGAAUCAUUCUUCUGGAGCUGCUUACCGGUAUAAGGAAUGUGGAUAGCCGCCAUCCAAAUGUAGACAAGAACAUAGUCAAGUGGAGCUGGCCAUUCCUAAACGAUGAAUUCCGACUGUCCAUGAUCAUGGAUCCUAAGCUCAAAGGCCACUAUCCUCUAAAAGCAGCGAGGAUGUUGGCUGACAUUGCGCAUCGAUGUCUCCAGAAGGAGCCAUCGAUACGGCCGACCAUGCGAACUGUUGUUAAGCAUCUUAAGAUGAUACAAGAGAUGAAGUUCUCACCCCAAGAGCUAGUGACAAUCCCUCUUGGGAAAAGCGUCCCUCUACCGCCACCACCGGAAGCUAGGACUAGAUUGAGUGCCUUUCCGCUAUCACAGCCGACAAGCAAGCCUAUACCGAGUUUCAAUUUGUCAUCUCCAUCCGAUGCCCCCAAGCAACAUGUUUCGCCUCCUAAAUGGUCUGACGCACCCGCCACGCUUUCCCCACACCCUUGGCCUUCCAUACAAUUUAUGGAGAAGGUUGUUAGGCAAGAAAGCAGGCAUGGCCAAUCAUCAUCCUAAGUUUAUAUAGGAGUGCUAGUGAUUCGAGAAAAUAAAUCUUCUCAAUUUUUUCUCUCAAUUAAUACAGUAAAAUGGAAAUUAAGAGAAACAUGUGAAGGUGAAGAUGAUGUUGAAGAAUAAAAGAUUACAUUUGACAAUAUCAAUUGAAAG
Arachis duranensis is the source of this 1239-nucleotide messenger RNA. Its product is annotated as serine/threonine-protein kinase PBL34-like. Lineage: Eukaryota; Viridiplantae; Streptophyta; Magnoliopsida; Fabales; Fabaceae. The record is from RefSeq and is a predicted model, not a curated record. Gene Ontology annotation, molecular function: ATP binding; protein kinase activity. The transcript has 4 exons. Gene Ontology annotation, biological process: protein phosphorylation. Bases 202 to 1089 code for a protein of 295 amino acids.